This is a messenger RNA of Plasmodium gonderi, 2082 nucleotides long. RefSeq lists its product as hypothetical. Gene Ontology annotation, molecular function: ribosome binding. Gene Ontology annotation, biological process: intracellular monoatomic cation homeostasis. Bases 1 to 2082 code for a protein of 693 amino acids. The transcript has 4 exons. NCBI's taxonomy places the organism in Eukaryota, Apicomplexa, Aconoidasida, Haemosporida, Plasmodiidae. Gene Ontology annotation, cellular component: mitochondrial inner membrane. The record is from RefSeq and is a predicted model, not a curated record.
AUGAAACUACGAUCGAACAGAGUAAUUUAUAGACUCAUCACAACAAAUGAGCAAGCUUAUUUUAAAAAGAAUUUCUUCAGCUGUUUCAAGGCUGGAAAAUGUAUUAAUGACAGACCCUAUGAUGUACGAGGUAAGCAAAUUUCCAUAUUUGUAAAUACAAAUUUGCAUAAAUGGAAAUAUGAAACAAGUGAAGUUCAAAGGAUAAGGAACACCAGAUAUGGAUCUUUUGACCACCAUUACCAUGGGUUCCAAGAGAGAAAAGUUUUAGACGUAGCCAAUAAGUUCUUCUCAAGAAAAGAAAAAAUUCAUUUUGAUACAAAAAAUGUAAGAAAAAAAAUAUUCACUACAAAGGUACAAACCGAUAAAGAUAUAAGAAAUGACUCACAGACACAUACAAAUGAAGAAAGUACAUGCUUUUCCCAACACAAUAGAACUAAUCACAAUGAUGAAAUGGAAAAUACAAAUGGAAAAUUUUCCAAAGGUGUCGACUCACCUACAAAUGGCACUCACCACACGAACGGUGUUAGCUGCAUGAAAGAAGAACAUGUAAACAUGAUACAAAUGAUGAAGAAGAAAAAAAUAAAAACGGCUGAAAAGGAAGAAGGGAAAAUAAUAAGAAUGUGCAGCAAAGGAGCUAAUGGAAUGAAAUUAAUUUUUUCUUUUUUUAAAAAAUUUGGAAAACAAAUGAAAAUUAUCAUUUUACAACCAUCUAUGUUAAAAGUAUAUUAUAGUGAUUUGAAAAAGAAUAUAAAGCAUACAGUAGUGUGGGUAAAAACAGGAGUGCUUCUUUUCCUAACGAAUAUGAAAAUUUCGAAAAAUUUAAUUAUAAAAAGAUUAAAAGGACAUAGAUUGUCUUAUUCAGAAUAUAAAUUACUAAUCAGAACAAUGAAUGAUAUGUUUAAAUUGAUUCCAUUUUCUUUUUUUAUAAUUGUUCCAUUUGCUGAAUUUUUACUUCCUUUAUUUUUAAAAAUAUAUCCCAAUUUAUUACCUUCCACUUUUAAAAAUAAUGAUGAUAAUUUUAUGAAUAUAAAAAAAAAUUUGUAUGCAAAACAGCAGCUAGCCAAAUUUUUGCAACAGUUAAUUGAAGAGAAAGAAAAACAACUAAAUGAAAAUAUAGGAAUCGAUUCAGAAAAAAAAAAACAAAUAUUAAUCAAAUUUCAUCAACAAUUAAUUAAUAAAGAUGAAAAAGAUAUAAACCCAUUUUUGAGCGUAGCAGAUACAUUAAAAAUAGCAAAAAUAUUUAAAGAAGAUUUUGUACUUGAUCAAAUGAACCUCAAGACAUUACAAACUAUUUGUCAUUUGCUGGGACUCAAACCAUAUGGAAUACAUUACCAUGUUGUGUUACAAUUGAGACAUCAUUUUUUGCGAUUACAAAGAGAAGACAGAGAACUGAUAUAUGAAGGCGUAGAUAAUCUAAAAAAAAACACAUUAAUAGAAAUAUGUAAAGACAGAGGUAUGAAUUUUAACACCACAGAAAAAGAAAUGAAACUCCAAAUACAGCAGUGGUUAGAGUUAGCCAGCAUUAAAGAAGUACCAUACAUUUUACUUCUGUAUAUUCGAUGUGUCGUUGUUACACAUGCUAUUAUGGAUAUACAAGAUGAAAAUAAGGUUAACAGUGCGACAAGUGAAAAAGACACAAAGAACUCGAAUAUGGAUGACAAACAGAAGCUCAUACAAGAAGCCAAAGAAAAAUUGGAUGAUUUAAAAAUGAAGGAACAGGAAAUUAAAAAAAAUAUUAAUAAAGAAACUAACGAAGAAGAAGUUCUUCCACAGCACAGCGAAAAUAAAAUCAAAAUGGAUUUUCUCAAAAAAAACAAGUACCUUCAGAAUGAACUCAACAUGUUGAAACAGAUUUGCGAUUUGCAGCACACGGAACUGAAAAUCGCUUUUACAUCUUUAACAGACCUUGCGGAGAGGAAGCAGUCAUAUGACAUCAACGAAGUAAUAAAAAAUAUGUCCCAAAGACUUCUAGACAUAGAGAAGCAUAUAAGCGAAUUGAAUGCACACAAGCAAGUAGAAAUGGAUGAAUAUUUCUACCCAGAAGAAGAAAAAGCCGAUGACGUGGUGGAUGUAAAGAACUAA